AUGGCAAAACCUGUACUGUCUGAUCGACUUGCGAGAUGGUACCUCCAAUUUCAACAAUUCGAAAUUAUUUAUGUACCUGCGAAGGCUGUUAAAGGGCAAAUAUUGGCAGACUUUCUAGCCGAUCAUCCCAUACCUGCCGAAUGGGAGUUGACUGAUGAGCUCCUCGAUGAAGAAAUGUUUAUGAUCGAAUUCCCGUGGUCGAUGUAUUUCGAUGGAGCUACUCACCGUGAUGGAGCUGGUGCGGGAGUUGUCUUUUAUACUCCCGAAACAUAUAUAUUGCCGUACUCUUUCACUUUAACACGCCGGUGCUCAAACAAUGUGCCCGAAUAUCAGACGUUAAUUCUUGGUCUUGAAACGGCUGUAGACAUGAAGCAGUUGCAUGUUAGAGUCUAUGGUGAUUCAAAAUUGAUGGUAAAUCAACUUCUUGAUAUUUAUGAUGUCAAGAAACCUGAAUUGAUCCCAUAUUAUAAGUAUGCAAGACAACUCAUGGGAUAUUUAGAUAGUGUCACUAUAGAACAUACCCCUAGAAAUUUCAACCAACAAGCUGACUUUUUGGCAAGGGUGACGACCAUGAUCACUCUACCUUCUCGUCGAAAUCAAAUUUCAAUAUGUCAAAAUUGA
Molecule: messenger RNA, 621 nt
Organism: Coffea arabica (coffee)
Lineage: Eukaryota; Viridiplantae; Streptophyta; Magnoliopsida; Gentianales; Rubiaceae
Source: RefSeq, a predicted model, not a curated record